UUUGCACAUUCUCCUACUGUCCUGAGGUGAUGGCCUCUCUUCCUUUAUUCUCCAGAUGCAACUUUCUCUCUCCCACAGCCAAACCAUCGGCUCUGCCAAUUUUCCCCACUUUCUUAUAAUAUGUGCUAUGAAUGCAUGUGCUGAGCUGUGUGGAGAGCCCUGAGCAAUGGACUCACCAAGCACCCCUAGCACCCAUUGCCUCAGAGAGUGCAGGAAGUGUGUGGAAGUCAUGAGUCUUGUAGAUAGCUUCAUAGAAUCCAGCUUAAUUUCCUCUUCCUGGGAGGGUGACUCUGUCCAGGUCCAUGGCAUCCACUUCUGCACCCUUCCUCCAGCUAAAGGUCAUUGGUGCCUGCCUGUUCCUGGUAUGGUCUUUACUUACAUGAACCAUGGGCAUUCUUGUGAGACUCUCCUUCCAUUGUUUGUAAUAUUCUCUGCCCUGAAUACUAUUGCAUGCUGAGUUGCUCUGGCUUCCCACCUCCGUUGUCUUUCAUUAAUACUCAGAAUAUUUAGGUUUUACGCACUUGAACAGUAGAAAGCGCAGGAAGAACACUCUUUUUUUCACAGUAUGAACAUACAGGAUGAUCUCAAAAGAGGCCUUGCUCUGUUGAGUGGCAACUGGGAAAAGUAUGACAUAAGGGCUGUGUUCAGAUCAUACAAGGGACCUGCUCAUUUCCCACAGUGUUUAGUUGCAAGUGCCACUGGCGACAGCUCAUUUCUACCUUUUCUUUCCCAUCUUUGACAUGUUGCUGACUUGUCAUUUCAUCUUUGACUUUCUGACUUUUGUCUACUUCACUUUUGUGGUCUUUUUGCAACACGUGUCCCCCUGCAAGUCUUUCUCUGCAGUAUUCUUCAACAUUGACCUCCACAUGUGUUAUGAGGUGCGUAUAUAUUUAUUUAUAUAAAUAUAUAAACCUAUCCAUUUAUUGAAUUACUAGAAGCCCAGCACACGAAAUCAUGCACGGGUACGGCCCCUAGGCCUAGCCCCGCCGCUGCCAGUCCCCAGUCCAGCCCCUGCCGCUGCCACCCACCCCGGUUCCUCAUUCACCAUCCAGCGAUUAAAGGAACAGCCCUCUCUGCCUCAGGUGCCUUGUGCCAUCAAAAGACACCUGGCCCUUCGCUCCCUUUAAAUAAGUAAAAUAAACGCCCUCUCUCUGUACCUGUCUCUUCUCUCCCUUGUGAAUCCUUCCAUAGCUGGCGUCACCAGCCAAAACCCUAACAAUGACGUGGGAAACUCAACCAGGAAGGGCUAUGCCUGUGGGAGGAGGUGCAGGGAACCAGGGCUGCCCCCUUGCUCCUGCCCCGCCCUCCUACCCUUCAUCCCUGUACUGGCCCAGCGGCCUGGCUCGGCCCCUCCUCCAUUGCAGAACUGCUCAGCUCAAGCUCUGGCCCCGCCCAUCCCACAGGGAGGAGCAUGCGCAGCUUCUUGCAGACAUGGCAGUGGCUGUGGAAUAGGGAGGAGGCGGAUUAUUCCUGAGGAGGGUGUUUCUGCUUUGAAGCUGAUUUCUCCGUCCACCUCCCCGCAGUGAAGGCUGAGGGUCGCUGCAGGCGCUGAAGUCCUUAUUGAAGUCUCCACUCCAUAGCAUCUCACAGUGCCAUCCUGCUGGCCACAAUCCUCACUCCCUCUGUAACCAACAUUCUGCACAACUUACCCAUGUCACCAGCAAACAAGCCCUACUGAAUUCUGUUGGCAAAAGAAUGACUUUGUGAUACCUCUUCUGUUCCAUGUGGCACUUGUCACAUAUGUAUCAUAUUUUGUUUGAGGUCCUCCUUGUUUUUGAACUUGAGCAGCCCAGAACUUCAUAGCUUCAUCUUGUAAAUCCUUCCUGCAAAUCUUUUAUUUUCAUCCAGUUGCAUGAAGCCAAGGAAUAUGAGCAGCACACUUUUGUAAUGGGUCUUCCCCCUGUCGCUACAGUCAACUGAUUUCCUCACCAUUUUUCUCUUUGCAGGUUGUUGGCAUAAAACAGAAGAGGAGGAGGAAUGUUCUGAUGCGAGUGUUUCUGUACAAGUGGAGUCAAAAUUCAUGGCUUCUAAGACAGUGCCACCAACCCUGAAGACCCACCUCUGUAAGCAGUGUUUCUCAGUUUUAAAAGAUAUUCAACUGACUGAGUCACAAGCAGCAUACUUUGAGCAGAAAGCCUUCUUCAGUGACACCUGUGUGAGAAACUUCUGUUCCAAUGCAAACCAUCACCAGCAACAGAGGGAUACCAGUGGAGAGAAGUUCUGGAAAGAAGCUAUGGACAGGGACUUGUUUGUGACCAGGUGCAGCUUCUACUUGUCAGGGGUGCCUUCAACCACUAGGGAGGCUGGGAAAGACUGGCCAGCCAGCUCAGGGUUGUUGCAGCCCCAGGCAUCUCUUAACACUGAGGAGCCUCACAGGGGCAAUGAGAUUUCACAGAAAUUUCACAAUGUAAAAAGUCAUCACCAGUGGAACAAACAUGAAAGUGCUGCAAGCCACAGACAUAAAUUUGUUCAACAUCAGGGUGUCUGCUCCGGUGAAGUGAAAUAUGAGUGUAACAAAUGUGGGAAAGUUUUUAGAUGUAUCAUUAACCUCACUCAACAUCAGCGAGUUCACACUGGAAUUAUGUCCUAUGAGUGUACUGAUUGUGGGAAGCUCUUCCAUCAAAGAUCUUCCCUCACUAAACAUCAUAGAGUUCAUACUGGAGAACAAUCUUUUGAAUUUAGUGAAUGUGGGAAAUCACUUAGGUGCAGUAAUUACCUCUUUAACCAGAAGAGAGUUCACACUGGAGAAAAGACAUAUCAAUGUAGUGAUUGUGGGAAAUCCUUCAGUCAAAACUCUAACCUCAUUCAACACCACAGAGUUCACACCGGAGAAAAGCCAUAUGAGUGCAGUGAUUGUGGGAAAUCCUUCAGUCAGAACUGUUCCCUCAUUAAACACCACAGAGUUCAUACUGGAGAAAAGCCAUAUGAGUGUAGUGAUUGUGGGAAGUCCUUCAGUCUGAUCUCUACCCUCAUUAAACACCACAGAGUUCACACUGGAGAAAAGCCAUAUGAGUGUAGUGAUUGUGGAAAGUCUUUCAGGCAAAUCUUUGCUCUCACUGAGCACCAGAGAAUUCAUAUGGGGGAAAAGCCAUAUCAAUGUAGUGAAUGUGGAAAGUCCUUCAGUCAUAGCUCUAACCUCCUAAAACACCACAGAGUUCACACUGGAGAAAAGCCAUAUGAGUGUAGUGAUUGUGGGAAGUCCUUUAGUCAGAGCUCUGCCCUCAUUAAGCACCACAGAGUUCAUACAGGAGAAAAACCAUAUGUGUGUAGUGAUUGUGGGAAGUCUUUCAUGCAGUUCUGUAGUCUCACUGAGCAUCAGAGAGUUCACACUGGAGAAAAGCCAUAUCAAUGUAGUGAUUGCGGGAAGUCAUUCAGUCAAAGCUCUAACCUCAUUCAACACCACAGAGUUCACACUGGAGAAAAACCCUUUGAGUGUAGUUUAUGUAAGAAAUAUUUUAGCCAGAAACAUAGCCUGAUUAGACAUCUGAGAGUUCACACUGGAGAAAAGGCUUAAAUACCCAGAUCAUAUUUUAUCUUUCUCACUCAGAAUGGCAAUACUGAAGGAGAUACUUUGGGACCCAUUUACUGAAUAUAAGCUCCUUUUUUAGAAAGAUAUACAGGCAGUCCUCAGGUUACGUCAGACUCAAUGUACGUCAUUUCAUGGUUACGUCACCAUCUCCCAUUUACAGUAUUUAUAAAAAAAAAAAGUUCUGUUGUUUUGAUGUAUGUACAUAUGUGCUUUAUGUUUUCUAUUAUUUAUUUACCACAAGUAAAGGUCAAGAAUUGUUAUCUUUUUUUUUUUACUGUUUCACUUAAUUACUGCUGUGUGUGUGCUCCAUGUGAGUGAUGUAGGUACUUAUGUAGGUGGGUACAUCACACUGUAAGAACAGAUCUCCGACAUAACCCAAGGACCUACUGUACUAUGCUAGUUUCCUCAUAAGCUUCAGGUACAACUGAGACUUGAAGGAUCUGCAUUUGUCAACCUGCCCAGACCUAAUAUCCCAUUGAUGUCACUGCGAGUAUUUGUGGCUGAACAAUUUCACCUCUACCACAUGAAAAACGUGCAUCGGUCACAACACCUGUGUGCUUAGGGGACAUGAAUUUUGUGUUCUCACUUGUGCUGGAGGAAAUUAAGAUUUUUCUGAGCUCUUAACAGGACCUUCAUUCUUUUAUCUUUGGCUAGGGAUUGGAACUGACCCAGGGUUCAUCCAGAGCACCCGUCCUUAAUUAAGAAGUGCUGCCUCUGUCAGGGACACUGUGGUUUUUACAUUAUGUUGUGAUGAAUUGUUUCCAUUCUAAUUCACUAGCUUGCAAAUUACUUGCUGUCCUCUGCUCCCAUUUAUGUUUUUGUAAAUGUUUUUUCUUUUUCUUUUGUACCUUUAGUUUGUUGGUUCUAUUCACUGCCUGGGAUGAUUUGAAAGGAAAGUUGUGAUCUGUCAGCGUGGAAAGGUAAAUGGAUAUGUUAGGGUCCCAAACUUUCCGUGCUUUGGAAGGCACAGCAUGACAGAAAAUCACUAUUGUCCAAUAUUGGCUUAUUUUGUAUUGCUUCCCAAGGCUGUAAAAGAAAGUGUACAUGACUUUGUGGUUUUAAUUUGAAAUUAGGUGCCUCUUUUAUUGGUGAGAUCACUGGUCACCCUGAAGAGGAAGCCUUUGUUGUGCUUGUACAAACAAUAUGCAUUAAAGUUUGUAUUACAUAAGUUUCAGCGAUGUUUAGAGAACUAUUCUAUACGUGCUCCAGAAAGGUCAUGUGCCAUUAUGUAUGAAAUUUCAUAGGCUGUUUUCAUUUGUUGUGAAUCUCUGAGGUGGAACUAAUAGGGACAGAAACACUUCUUUUCAUAAUCAUGGAAGAGACUGCAGUUGAACGAGAUGAAAAGUAUCUCUUCUGGACAUUAACCCAUAAUUAUUCCAGGGCCUGUGGCUUGUAUCAUCUUUUAGGACAUUCUGAGGACCUCCGUAACUUUCCUGUAGCUGAAAUCACUGGCACACAAAAAAAUAUAAAGGUGCUAUGAAUUCUGCUGGCCCCUCUAGGGUAUGCACCUCAAGGUUGUUGCUUGACAAGCAAGAACUCAAAGCUAGUGAAAGGAUAUAUAUAUAAUCUAAUAUGCAAAUUGUCCUCUCAGGGAUUUGCACAGGAGACAGGGUAUUCUAUGGCUCGCUAUGACAUGUGCUGACCAUCAGGGCAGUGUGGAAGGAAGGAAGGCCCCAUCCGGCAGCCAGAAGGCCCCGAUUGGCUCUGAUUGCCGGCCAGGCCUAGGGAUUUUACCCGUGCAUGAAUUUCAUGCCCUGGGCCUCUAGUAAUCCUAUAAUCAGUUCCAAGGUAUGUCUUUUGUAAGCAGUCAGCAUUCCUGUUGAUUCCCAUGGCAAGAGUCUUCACUGCUUGCCAAUAUUUGCUGCCACUGAGGCAAGGCUGUUUCUCCCAGGAAAUAAGAAUUGACAUGCAACGAAGUGUACUUUUCUGAUGUGUACUAUUUGGUGAGCCUUGAAAUAGAAAUAAAAUCGUGAAACUGUUAAAUGUGAAAUAAAUUCACCUGUACCUCAUACACAGGAUGGGGCAAAAAUAGGCUUACAGUUGAAAGUACUGCAAACAGAGAGAUUAUUCUUUUUUAAAAAUAAUUUAGAAAAUACUUUUAUUCAUUUUGGGGGUGGGGGGAGAAAGGGUAAGAGAGAGGUAAACAUAAAUCUGCUGUCUCCUGCAGGCCCCCUACUGGGGACCCAUUUGGGAUGUGCACAGACCUGGAAUCAAACCAGAGACCUUUCAGUGACUGGGAUGACACCCAACCAGCUGAGGACACUGGCCGGGGAAAAGUUUAUUCUUGUAUCAUCAUUUAUUAAUUAUUGUAUUAUUUUCCAUACCAACAACUCUAAGCCUACUUUUGCCACAUCCUGUAUUUUCCUCCAGCCCUUUUAUAAUCUCUUUUUUGUGCCUUUCUCAGUGCUCCAUGCAGUCAUUGAUUUCCCUUCCUUUAGAAUAGAAUAGUUCAUAUUGUUCAUAGUUUUAUAGGCACUGUUUGGUGUAUAUUGUUUAACAAAUACUGGUUUCCUCCAUUCUACACAAUUAUUUUGAGAUUCAACAGUAAUGCUUAUGUGAAUACUAGUACUUGAUUUUUUUUUAUUGCUGAGUACUAUUGGAUCUAUUGAUCUGUGAUUUUGGUUAUUUCAAGGUUUUAUAAAUAAAUCUGCUGGGAAUAUUUGUG
Molecule: messenger RNA, 6194 nt
Organism: Myotis daubentonii (Daubenton's bat)
Lineage: Eukaryota; Metazoa; Chordata; Mammalia; Chiroptera; Vespertilionidae
Product: zinc finger protein OZF-like
Exons: 2
Coding region: 2021-3514 (497 amino acids)
Biological process (GO): regulation of transcription by RNA polymerase II
Molecular function (GO): DNA-binding transcription factor activity, RNA polymerase II-specific; RNA polymerase II cis-regulatory region sequence-specific DNA binding
Source: RefSeq, a predicted model, not a curated record